GGUAGACCAACCUACAACAGCUUUUAUGUCUACUGCAAAGGCCCCUGUCAAGGAGUGCAGCCAGGAAAGCUCAGGGUGCGGUGCAGUACCUGCCAACAAGCGACGCUCACCUUGGCCCAGGGUCCUUCUCGCUGGGAAGAUGUCUUAAUCCCAAACCGGAUGAGUGGUGAAUGCCAGUCUCCAAACUGCCCUGGGACUAGAGCAGAAUUUUUCUUUAAAUGUGGAGCACACCCGACCUCUGACAAGGAAACGUCAGUAGCUUUGAACCUGAUCACAACAAAUAGUCGAGACAUCACCUGCAUAACGUGUAUGGACAUCAGAAGCCCGGUCCUGGUUUUCCAGUGCAACUACCGCCACGUGAUUUGCUUAGACUGUUUCCACCUGUACUGUGUGACGAGACUCAAUGAUCGGCAGUUUGUCCACGACCCUCAGCUUGGUUACUCUCUACCUUGUGUGGCUGGCUGCCCCAACUCCUUGAUUAAAGAGCUCCAUCACUUCAGGAUUCUUGGAGAAGAGCAGUACAACCGGUACCAGCAAUAUGGCGCCGAAGAGUGCGUGCUGCAGAUGGGGGGCGUGCUGUGCCCCAGCCCGGGCUGCGGAGCAGGGCUGCUUCCUGAGCCCAGCCAGAGGAAGGUCACCUGCGAAGGGGGCAGCGGCCUGGGCUGCGGGUUCGUCUUUUGCCGGGAUUGUAAGGAACCGUACCAUGAAGGUGAAUGCAGUGCCCUGUUUGAAGCCUCAGGAACAGUUACUCAGGCCUACCGAGUUGAUGAGAAGACGGCAGAGCGGGCUCGGUGGGAGCACGCCUCCAAAGAAACGAUCAAGAAGACCUCUAAACCCUGUCCCCGUUGCCACGUGCCGGUGGAAAAACAUGGAGGGUGCAUGCACAUGAAGUGCCCGCAGCCCCAGUGCCAGCUCGAGUGGUGCUGGAACUGCGGCUUGGAGUGGAACCGCGCCUGCAUGGGGGACCACUGGUUCGACGUGUAGCUGGAGCAGUGGCCACGCAGGCGCAACUCAGCCGCCAUCCCACUGGGAAACGUACAGAGUGUCCUAGUGUCAUCUGCUGCUUCUCCUUUCUCUAAACACACACACACACACACACACACACACACACACAC
Molecule: messenger RNA, 1115 nt
Organism: Lipotes vexillifer (Yangtze River dolphin)
Lineage: Eukaryota; Metazoa; Chordata; Mammalia; Artiodactyla; Lipotidae
Gene: PRKN
Product: parkin RBR E3 ubiquitin protein ligase
Exons: 9
Coding region: 160-984 (274 amino acids)
Biological process (GO): protein ubiquitination
Cellular component (GO): cytosol; mitochondrion
Molecular function (GO): zinc ion binding; ubiquitin-protein transferase activity
Source: RefSeq, a predicted model, not a curated record